AUGCUGAAGAUACGAUAUCACGGCCACGUGAUUCGUCAAGAAUGUGAGGACAAAUUUUUUGUUUACUCUUCGUUUAUUUCAUUUUCUUUCAUUCCACACUUUUUUCUCCUCGUUUGCGAAGUCUACUCCGACGCCUUAUCAGGUUUCGCCGUCGGUAUCGGCAGCCUCGGAGAGAUCGUGAAGCACAAGCGACUCGUCGACGAUCGCUUCUUCAUAAUCUGUAAAGGCCAGGAGCAAUUCUGCAUCACGGAUCUCGUCCGUACGAAGCCCUACCUCGUCGCGAAGGUGACGUGGCUGGAGGAUCGACCGUCCGGUGAGGAGAAUCUGGACGAAUUGGCCAACGAGAUUGAGGUUCUGAUGAAGGAAGUGAUCCGAUUGUCGAACAGAUUGAAUGGGAAACUAGAGAAAGAGGCGCAGGAUCUGAGGAAGAAUCAGUUUCCGACUCCGUUCUCGUUCUUCGUCGGAAGCACGUUGGAAGGAGCUCCAAUGGAGCAGCAAGCGCUGAUGGAGCUUGAGGACACGGAGGCUAGGUUAAAGAGAGAGAGGGAGACGCUGAGGAAUACACUCAAUUACUUGACCGCAGCUUCUGCAGUGAAAGAUGUCUUCCCAUCUCCGUAGUAAUAUUGGAACUUAUUGUCAUUGAUGAUCUCUUAUCUGCUUUGGUUGGAGUUGAAGGGAGGUAUAUAUCAAUUAAAAGAUUCCAUGGGAAGGAGGAGAGUUCCAAGUUGAUCCAUCAAUGGAUUAUAUGUGUUUGUAGAACUUGAUGCUGCUUUAUUUGAAAGUAAAUUGGAUUGUAGGAACAUAUUUUCUGAUGAUGGAAUAACAACACUUGAUGAAACGGAUUUAAAAAAGGAAAUGGCCAGGUAUGUCCGGGGAGAAGUUGGUUCUCUUUCUUUAACAGAUAAAAAGUCCAUAUUCUCUGGAAAUUUCUCCUUCAUUCCAUUGGAGAACAAAGCCCUUGUGACUUGAGUGAAAUGGAGGAAGCUGUGGCGCUUUGCGAAUCAAUCUUUCAUUUGUUUCUUUCUUUGUUUCAGUUUUCUAAUAUCUACACAAGGGAAUAUGCUAGUUGUUAGCAUAUAGAUGAUCACGAACACAUGGUGAAAGUUAAUAAGAUACUGAAGUUAGAUUAUUUGCUGUGAUUGGUACAUUAAUUU
This is a messenger RNA of Eutrema salsugineum, 1154 nucleotides long. Its product is annotated as lon protease. The transcript has 4 exons. The record is from RefSeq and is a predicted model, not a curated record. Lineage: Eukaryota; Viridiplantae; Streptophyta; Magnoliopsida; Brassicales; Brassicaceae. Bases 1 to 618 code for a protein of 205 amino acids.